AUGACCACAUACCAAACUCCCGACCCCCCAAACUACACCCUAUUCGACGCAAUCCUCGACUGGGGCCACCACAACACCCACCAAAUCAGCGAAGCCCACCUCUCCAAAGGCGGCUGGGAAGGCUGGGCCCAAGAAGAAAUGCGCAUGCUCUUCAACGCCGGCCGCGAAGAUAACUGCUACCAGAAUAACGCCCGCCAAGCCGCUGACAUCGUCCUAACGCCGGGUACAUCUGGUGCGGAAGUCUUCGCCCAACCAUACGUUGACGAGGAAUCUGUGGUGAUCGAGUUGAAGUGCGAGAGUUAUUGGAAUGCGCAGAAGUUCCGGAGUGAGGUGAAGAAGGAUAUGCAGAAGGUUAAUAGUGGGGUUUUUAGGGAGAGUUUGUUGCAGCGGGGGUGUAAUGUUUAUUGUAUUGCGUUGGCGAUGACUGGUGAGGGGGCUUAUGAUAUGGAGAGUUUGGGGUUGGAGUUGUUUGAGAGUAAUGGGGGUUUGGGUGCGCCGUUUCAGGUUUGGUGGUUUAUGCGACGGUUUGAGGCUGAGGAAAGGAGUGAGGAGGAGGAGGAUGGGGGUAGUAUGGAUGAGAAUGAUGAGGAAGAGGAAGACGAAGAUGAUGAGGGGGUUGACUUUGGUCCUGAUGAGGGUUCGUCUGAUGAGGAAGGUGAUGGAUAUGAUAACGGAUAUCACAAUGGAUACCAUAGUGGACAUAACGGAGGAUGGGAUCUUCAUUAUUAUUAG
This is a messenger RNA of Aspergillus caelatus, 732 nucleotides long. RefSeq lists its product as uncharacterized. Bases 1 to 732 code for a protein of 243 amino acids. The record is from RefSeq and is a predicted model, not a curated record. The transcript has a single exon. NCBI's taxonomy places the organism in Eukaryota, Fungi, Ascomycota, Eurotiomycetes, Eurotiales, Aspergillaceae.